Harpia harpyja (harpy eagle) is the source of this 961-nucleotide messenger RNA. Its product is annotated as serine/arginine repetitive matrix protein 1-like. The record is from RefSeq and is a predicted model, not a curated record. Bases 90 to 650 code for a protein of 186 amino acids. Lineage: Eukaryota; Metazoa; Chordata; Aves; Accipitriformes; Accipitridae. The transcript has 5 exons.
ACCCCGCAGGGUUACCCCCUCCCCUGCUCACCUCAAGCUGCGUCUUGCCGCGGGGAAAACGGAGGGUUCAGCACCCAGGACCCCCCGACAUGGAGGACAAGCCCCAGGCGUCCCUUGGCCGCUUCGCCAGGCAAUCCCGCACCGUCAGCCGCCACCGCCGCGACACCGACGCCACCGGGCCCGACAGGCUCUGGGCGUCGAGCCCUCACCAGACGGACGCACGCCGACAUCGCCAGGCCUCGCCGCUCACGGUAUACAUACGGCGACCCGCCUCGCUGCCAUGUUUUUCCCAAAACUCCCGGGUUUAUCCCCAGAUUUACCAGCACCAACAACCGCCCCCUCCCCGCAGCCCCCCGGCACGCCGGCCUCGCUGCUGCCCUCGCCGCGCUCGCUCUGCCGCCGCCGCCGCCGCCCCCCCGCCCCGCGGUGGCACCCCCUCGGUCCGCUCCCACCUGGAGGAGCUGAAGCGGAGGCAGAGCAGCAUCGACGAGAUGAAGCGGCAGGCGUGGGGCGGGGACCCCCAGGUGAGCCGGGGGGAGUGGGGGGGCCCCACCCUGCCCCACAGCCCCCCCCGGGGAGGGGGCAGGAGGAGCCCCCCCCCCUCCCGUGGGGGCUGCCGGAUGGGUGGGAGGAGCCAUUCAGGACGGUGACUCCGCCCCACAGCCCCGGCCUUUGUGCCCCCUCCCGUGGGCCCCAUAGCGUCCCCCUGUUGUGCCCUAUAGGUGCCUCCUACGGGCCCCACGCUGACCCUAUACCGUGUCCCAUAACCGCCUCCUGCAGCGCCCCACGGCUGCCUCGUGUGGGGCCCAUAGCCACUUCCUACACUACCCCGUAGCCGCCUCCUGUAGUGCCCCAUAGUGACUUUGUAUACUGCCCCAUAGCCGCCUCCUAUACUGCCCCAUAGUGACUUCGCAUAGUGCCCCACAGCCGCCUCCUCUAGUGCCCCAUAGCCGCCGCGGGA